GGAGGGGCAGACAGCGUUGUUGUAGGCAAUCUCAGCAGCAGAAAGGAGCUGGUCCCGUAUUCCUUGAAGAGAUUUCUCCAAAAGUGUGAGAGGAAUCGGGAGUCACGAUCGCUGAUGAUGUUUUCUGGGAGACCAUGAUGACGGGUGACGUGGUCGAAGAAGAGUUUGGCGACUUCCUCGGCUUGGCAGGUAGUGGUGCAAGGGAUGAAAUGGGCGUGCUUGGUAAGGCGGCAGAGAACGACAUAGAUGCAAUCGUGACCAUGGUCGGUCGUGGGGAGACCACAUAUGAAGUCCAUGGACACAAAUUGCCAGUGGUGGUUGGGUAUGGGGAGAGACUGGAAUUUGCCGCCCUUAGCUUGGUUGGAGGGAUUGACGGCUUGGCAAGUAGUGAAAGAGCGGAUGUAGGCUUCGACGUCGGCAAGGAGCGAGGGCAAGUAGAGGCGACAAGUUCCUUUGGUGUCGAUGUAGAGGAGAUGGUCGAUGCAGGAGUAGUCAGGAACAGUGUCAAGGUCACAGAGUUUGGCGUAGGUAAUGGCAAAGUCGGGGCAGGAGGUGUAGCCAUGGAUGAAGCGAUGUUAGAGAGAUUGGGGGAGGUUGACAUGUGUCAUGGCAUCAAAGACUUUCUCAGGGGGCUUAUGACCGGGUCGGCGAAAGAGGGCAUUGGCAACACGAUUGGUCUUGCCGAGAGUAUGUCAGAUGGUGAAGGAAAACUGGACGAGAAAGUCCAGCCAGCGGGCCUGACAAGGGGUGAUAUCCUUUUUGGAGAGGAUAUCGGAGACGACGGUGUUGUCGGUGCGAAUGGUGAAGUACUGGCCAUCGAGGGCAUGGUGCGGCAAUUGGGCAAUGAGAGGGGUGGAAGAGGGAGUAGGUGGGUGGGACCCACCGGUGGUGACCAUUGGGAUGGGGUGGUAGACGCUGGGGUGGCGGAUGGACCGAUGGAGGAAGUGGAGAUAGAAGCGGUGGAGGUGGGGGUGGCGAAUGGACCAGCGGUGGAAGUGGAGGUGGGAGUGGGAGUGGGGAGAGGAGGACGUGGGGCCAGACUAGAACCCGACGUGGAAGUGGGAAUCGUGGUGGUGACCAUUGGGAUGGAAGGGGUUGAUGUUUGUGCCAUGUUAUCUAUCCGGCUGGAGAGGCCGAAGAUGGAGGUUGCGAAGGAGGAUUGGAGGGCACGGAUGGUGUCUUGCAUGGAUUGCAUCAUGGUGAGCAGGGAGAUGGUGGUGGCGGUGGCUUCAGUUGUGGGUUGUUCUGCCGUGAAGUCCCGAAGCAAGCUGUCUAUAGAUGCGGUGUCAAUGCCGCUCAUGUUGAUGGUCAAGGAACCAUUUGCCAUUGUGGAGGGAGAGGCCGGGGGCGAGAAGUCCAGCGGCCUUGUCCGCGGGCAUGCAAGGAGAAAGUUCAGCAGGACGUCACGUGCAAGGUCGCCUCUCGACGUCGAAUUCAUGGCAGAUAUGCAGAGGAGAUUGCCUCUGCUGCUGCUCGUGGUGGUCGUCUUCCUCUUUGUCGUCUUCCUCCACGUGUGCUUGUCGUGCCGGCCGUGGAAGCAACGUCGAAAGCGCAGGGCGUCGACGAAACGCGCUGUGCUUCAAGAGGAACGUCCCAUGGCAGGCAUGAAGGCACGCGCUAUUCUGCUUGCAGCUGAGGGCGGAAGAAGACCUGCGACGACGGAGCCUUCACGGCGGUACGACCCGUCCAUGUACAGCCAUCUGCCGUCGUGGGAGACGCCGCUGCUUCCCUCGGACGAGGAGCCAGAGGGGGAUGAACUUCCAACGUUUCCUCUCGCCAGCGGGUCGACGCAGCCGUUGUCGCAGACGGUGCUCGUACGCGGGGCGACGAGCAACGAACGAGGCGAGUACAAGUCACUCCUGCAGCAAGGGUUGGGAGACGACGACGACGGGGGAGUUGAUCUCCGGUUCGGCUUGAGUUCUGGCGGUGCUAGGGAGGCGAGCCGCACGGUCAUCACCGCCGCCCAUGCUUCCGCACGUGGCCUGCAGCAGCCUCGAAGGGAGCAGACGGGACCUUCCACAGUACGUGGCGGCGCGUCUGUCGUUGGCGGUGUCGGGUCUUUGCCAGCAGCCCAGCAGCAUGUAUCGACAGCAUCCCUACGCACCAGCGGUGCACGCUCGUCAAUGCUGAACCGAACAACGGCCUCGCCACCCGAAGGGAGGGACGAGGGCGCCUGCAGACCACCGACGGGUUCAGGAACCAGUGUGGAGAACAUCACUCGAGGCGUGUCGAACAUGCGGGCACACAGCGAUGGCGGCGACGACAAUGGCUGUGGCGGUGACGAUGUCGACGACGGAUUCAGGGAGGAAGUCGAAGCGGGGGACGACGACAACGACAAUGCUGUUCGGCCUGUGGGGAAGACGGGUGGUAGGGGUAUUGGACGCAGCAACCGUGGUGGCCGUGGUCGAUCCGUUGGCCGUGGCAGCAGAGGUGGCGUCACCGACGACGGAGGGAAGUCUGCGACGUACUGGUCGACGGACGAGCAGAUGCUCCUCGUCAGAUGCAAGCGGGAGCAGGAGAUUCACAUCGAUGGGCUGGGCCACGAUUACGGCCGGAUGCGAACGAAGGAGUGGAAGUGGGUCGACAUUGCGAAGCGCAUGGCGAACGGUGGGAGCCCUAAAGACGCAGACGACUGCAUGAAGAAAUGGGACAAUUUGUUCCAAAACUACAAGAAGAUACAGAGGUUUCAGAACGCGAGCGGGCGGCCAGAUUUCUUCAAGUUGUCCAACGACGAAAGGAAGGAGCACAACUUCAAGUUCCGGAUGGAGAGGGUGCUGUACAACGAGAUCCACUCCGGCAUGUUGGGGAACCAUAUUAUUUUCCCUCCCAACAUCGCCGACACCGGCAGUCCGGACGGGGUGCAGCUGCCCAGGAGAGGAGCGGGUGGUGGGGAGUCUGUUGAUAGUGAGGGCGAUGGUGACGGCUGCCCUGAAGAAAGAUCUUCUGCAAGGGACUCCGACGUGAACGCUUGCAGUGUUGCCGGAGGCGGGAAGCGUAAGAAUGCGCGCCAACAGGCGCUGGAGUCCAUCGCUGAUGUCAUGGACCGCCAUGGCGAACUGAUGUCGUUGACGAUUGAAUCGUCCAGCAAACGGCAACAUUUCAUCGAGGCGGUGCGACAUACAAGAACGGCAGUGCGACAUACUCGCGCAGGAAGUAGCGGUCCAAAAAGCGCACUAUGCGGCGUCCGACGAGACGCAGAGGAUGAUGUGUCACGCACUUCUGGAGAUCGCUGCCGCCAUCCAUCCGCGGCCAGCAUGUCGACGCGAGGGAGCGCCCAUGGCACGAAGUGCGAUGCCGCAGCCGCCGUCGGGCUUGCGCAAGCGAAAGGUCGGCGCCAUAUCCCGAAAUCGAAGAAGGUGCGCUCCAGUGAAGCGUCAGGAAACGUGCCUGCUCGUGGUUCCGAAGGUUGGGCGGCCGCAGCGGAAAUGGAGUCUGACGACGACUUCGGGAUGGAGGAACCGCAGGCGGAGGCGACGGCAUUGGCGGUGCGACAAAGCGCUCGCCAGCGAGCUUCUGAUCACAGUGCGUCAAAGAGUAUGCUCUCCCCUGCACCCGAGGCGCAGCAGGCGCGUGGCCGCGAUGCACGGAAAGACAAGGCUGCCGUCGUCGUGGCGGAAGGCGAUGAUGACGAGACGUUGGAAAGACGUCGCCAGCGCAAUCUUGCACAAGAUUCCGCAGCCCUGUUGAUGACUACACGCCUCCCGGAAAAGGAAGUCGUGCCAGAGCGGCACGCAAUCGAGGGCGAGGCGGCAGGUGCUGCGGGCGGGACCGCCACAUUGAACUCGGCCCCCGUGGCGACGGCGAGAGAGGAGGCAGCAGCUGCGGCGACGGCGAGAGAGGACGCGCGUGGCGAGAAGACAACCGAUCGGGAGGGCGGCGAUGUUGGUCCGAGCCGGGUGCGCAAGGAAACCAUGAGCAGAGAGCUCAUCGAUCGCGCCCUGCUCUGGGUGGAUGACAAAGCGUUUUGGACGACGAGGGAGGGGCGGAGAUUGUACAACAUCAUCCACGAGACGUGGGCGGCCAUCAUCCACGAGACCGUCAUCCUGCCGAAGUCGAGCACCAGGGUAGCCAGGAUCUCCGACCCAUCGCAGCUGCAACAAGCGAUCUCCCGUGCGGCGAAAGUGGCGAACGUGGCUUUGCGCGUCCAGCACGGUUGGGUUUUCAAGUCCGGCAACCGCGCAAGGGGGUACAACCUGGCUUACCAGUACGCACUGGAGUCCGUAGCGACGGACAUCGCACGUGCUAUGUGGUACGCCGAGGACUGGUCCAACGUCGUCAGCGUGCCCAUCUGCGGCCACACGAUAGAUCUCAACAUGGACUUGCCACUGUGGUUCGCCGACGCCCAUAUCGACGACAGACCCGACGACGACGACAUGGCGGCGUACCAGGAGUCGACCGUCAUCUGCAUCGCCCAAGCAUUCCGCGCGGCGGUGCAGAUGGGAGCGCAUAUUGACGGCGAUUUCAUCUCCUACGACCGUCUUUGUCGGGUGGCUGACUGCUUCAGACUUCUGUUGGUGGCGGCAAUGUGGAUAAUGCGCAUGGCGGGAGACGACUUCCGCAACCACUACGAGGCGUUCUACUCCGUCAACUUGCUGGCCAGGCCUACACUGGUCGCGUCCAUGCAUCGCUCCUUCGACCAUAGACGAUCCGUCGUCCGCGCCGCGAAAGCCGUCACCGAGAGGCUUGGGAAGGCGAACCCCACGUUUGGCGAGCACCCCAACUACAUCCCUCAAUGGGCACCCUGCGGCAUUACUUUCGGCCAAGACCCCAGCGUAACGGGUCCGGAGGAUUGCAAGAGGCUUGAUUGGUUGGGUUUGGGCCCCCCCGAUGACGACGGCGACGACGACAAGAAAGAAGGCGCGUAGGGGGUGGGGCGGCGGUUGUUAUAGUCCUCGAACAUGUCCACGUGGCACAUCGACAUGAGGGGCUUCACCG
Molecule: messenger RNA, 4935 nt
Organism: Chara braunii
Lineage: Eukaryota; Viridiplantae; Streptophyta; Charophyceae; Charales; Characeae
Source: the annotation of a GenBank genome assembly